AUGGUUGUCCACGUCUUCGGUAAAGCUAUCAAGCAUAACCAGCUUGUGCAUCUUGGCCUUGCCGGUAACAUCUUUGGUGUCGGCCCCCAUGUUGCCAAAACUAUCUGUGCCAAGGUGGGCCUCUAUCCCCAGAUGAGAAUGAACCAGCUCAACGAAUCUCAGAUCAUGUCCAUCAACAAGGAACUCUCCGAGAUGCAAGUGGAGCAUCAGUUGAAGCAGAAGAUCCACAAUGAUAUUCAGUUGAAGAAGAAGAUCAAGUCUUACGCUGGUCAGAGACAUGCUGAUGGUUACCCAGUCAGAGGCCAGGGUACCAGAAGUAACGCUCGUACUGCUAAGAAACUCAACUCCAGACGUUAA
Molecule: messenger RNA, 357 nt
Organism: Candidozyma duobushaemuli
Lineage: Eukaryota; Fungi; Ascomycota; Pichiomycetes; Serinales; Metschnikowiaceae
Product: mitochondrial 37S ribosomal protein uS13m
Exons: 1
Coding region: 1-357 (118 amino acids)
Biological process (GO): translation
Cellular component (GO): mitochondrion; small ribosomal subunit; ribosome
Molecular function (GO): RNA binding; structural constituent of ribosome
Source: RefSeq, a predicted model, not a curated record